Molecule: messenger RNA, 1542 nt
Organism: Zerene cesonia (dogface butterfly)
Lineage: Eukaryota; Metazoa; Arthropoda; Insecta; Lepidoptera; Pieridae
Gene: dx
Product: protein deltex
Exons: 9
Coding region: 177-1466 (429 amino acids)
Biological process (GO): Notch signaling pathway; protein ubiquitination
Cellular component (GO): nucleoplasm
Molecular function (GO): ubiquitin protein ligase activity; zinc ion binding
Source: RefSeq, a predicted model, not a curated record
AUUGUAAUUCUAGUUAUUGUAGUUUGUUUUAACGUUAAACAUUGAGUUAAAGUAAAUAGAACUUGAAUAUAAAGUGUACCAAUGUUAUAAAAAAGGGGUAUUAUAUUGAUAAGCUUUUUUUAGUAUAUUUAGUCAAGUCUACAGUUCCAUUAAUACAAGAUGAGGAUGCAACGGUGAUGUCUUCCGUGCACUGUGUGGUGGUGUGGGAGUGGCAGCACGACGGGCAGUGGCUGCCGCAUUCUCCUGGCGUGGCGAGGACGCUGGAGCGAGCACAUGCUAAGAAACUCACGAGGGUAGUGCUGGCUGAUGCUGAACCGGCGUUGAAAGGACACUAUGUGAAUUUGCGGACAUUGACACAGUGCUCCGAGACAUCAGGAGUAUCCGAAUGCCGCGUGCGCCGCUCGUGCUACAGCGUGCAGUCGCCGGGCGGGCGCGGCGUGCGCUGGGAGUGGGCGCGGCUGGCCGACCCGCCCAGGGCUGCGGAGCUGCGGUAUGAUCCUCUGCCGAUGGAGAUCCAAUGCCAUCUAGAGGAAGCAUGGGACCGGGGUAUAGACGCCGUGACGUUCGAGGGCUGGUCAGCAUCACUGUGCAGCAUGACAGCGCAGCGGCACACCCCAGCGGGCUCCGCGUUGAGGCUGCUGCGGCGGGCGGCGCACCCCCCCUACCCGCUCACCAGGUCGCCCCCCAUCCCGCCGGUGCUGCCAGACCGACCGAUAAUUGAUGGCCGAAGACCGCGCAUACCCCAGCAGCACACCGGCUCCAGCGUGCACUCGGUGCAGUCCGUGCAAUCAGUACAGUCAGCGCAGUCGGUACAGUCGGCAAAAUCAGCCAAGUCCGCGCCGGCCGGUGUAGCGCGGGAGGCGAGGGGAGGGGCGAGGAGCGCGUCGCCGAGGGAGAGGAAACCGGGCCUAGCUAGACAGAUAUUGCACAAUUUGAAUAUAUUUACGAGUGUGUACGGGCGCGGCGCGGGUGCCGGCGGCGGGGCGGCGCGGGGGGGCGCCGGCGGGGUGCCGCGGGGGGAGGCGCAGGUGCCGGAGCCCGCGGGCGGCGGGGGGGAGCAGCCCUGCGGCUCGAUGGCGUGGCGCCGGCAGCCCGAGCCGCUGCCGGGACACCCCCCGCACGUGGGAUCCAUUGUGGUCACUUAUAAUUUCCAGUCGGGCGUGCAGGGCGCGGGGCACCCGGCGCCGGGCGCGCCCUACUACGCGGUGGGCUUCCCGCGGCACUCGCUGCUGCCGGACACGCCGCUCGGCCGACAGGUGCUGGCCGGGCUGCAGGGCGCGUGGGAGCGGCGGCUGCUGUUCACGGUGAGCGCGUCGCGCACCACGGGCCGCGAGCACGUGGUGGCGUGGCGCUGCGCCCCGCCGCCCGCCGCGCCGCACCACUACCUGCCGCCGCACCGCCCGCAGCGCGCGCUGCUCGCCGCGCUGCGCCGCCUGCACGCGCUGCUGCGCCCGCCCGCGCCCUGACCGCGCCCUGACCGCGCCCUAACCGAACUCCCACUGCGCCCUAAAAGCAACCUCACAGCUCUACAACAGCGCCCUA